ACCUAUUAUUAUAGAGGAUAAUAUCUGCACAGCAUCACCAAUAAAAGAAAACAUUGCAGCAGCAUAAGGUAGGGCGUCCCUAAAACCGCCAUUGUCGGUAGUGUACUUUAGCGAACCACUGCACUAAAAUCCACUGCGUCACAGCGCUACCCCGAUCUGAGCAACCCCAAUCUGGCAGCGGCAAUCGUGAUGCCAAAGUCGCGAUCGACGAGUUUCCAUGACGCACCGCGUUCAUCGUCGUUUCCUAGCAAGUCGCGUUAGGACAAAAAAGGAGAUAUGGAGGCCGGAUCUUUCCUUUCACAUCACAAAAUGCAAUGAUACGAUCAUAAUUGAAUAUUCAAUCACUACACAUUCGAUCCAAUUCGUCUCAAUAGCGAAUCACUUACAAGCAUCAGCGCCAGUGACCUUUGCGGCUCCAAACAUUUUCCGGUUCAUGUUCGCUGCGCGACUGCGACAACAAUCAUUAGUGCUACGACCACUGACAAGAUCUUACUCCAGCAUUCAGAAGAUGGCUCCGAAAGCUGCCAAACGCAAGGCCGAAUCGGCACCCAAAACUUCCACCAAGGAGGUCAAACGCCGCAAGAGCACCGGUUCCUAUGAAGAUGAAUUGCGCAAACCACACCCCUGGGCAAAGCUCGCCGAAGAGAAUGGGAUUGUACAGCGCAAAUACUACCCACCUGAGAUGAGCACUGACAGAGCUCGUGCUUACAUCGAAGAGGGCCUGCUCCGACCCAUGGAAGAGCUUGUCCGCAUGCAGCGCGAAUACAGCGAAGCUAUCAACAAAGUACCGGAUGGUGAUGCCAUGGUUCAUUGGUUCAAGUCGGAUCUUCGGUGCAGCGAUAAUAAAGCGCUAUCUCUCGCAAGCGCCAGAGCCCAGGAGGCUGGGGUUCCGCUCAUUGCUGUCUAUCUUGUCAGCCCUCAAGAUUUUGAGGCACACAUUACGGCACCCAUUCGGGUCGAUUUCAUUCUUCGAACUCUCAAGGUUCUGCAAGAUGAUCUCUCCAAGCUUGAUAUCCCCCUAUAUAUUGAAACUGUCGACAAGCGCAAGCAACUACCUAACAGACUGAUGGAACUCAUGGACGAAUGGGGAGCCAAUCACCUCUUCGCAAAUUUAGAAUAUGAAGUUGACGAGUUGAGAAGAGAGCGUGGUAUUAUUAAGAGCCUAGCUGAUAAAGGAAAAUCCUUUCAAGUCGUCCACGACACCUGUGUGGUUGCCCCAGGAGAGCUUAAGAGCGGCUCUGGUAACCAAUAUGCUGUUUACACUCCUUGGUACAGGAGUUGGGUUGCACAUAUACACAACAAUCUUGACCUUCUUGAGCUUUUUGACUCUCCAGCCAAAAACCCAGCCAAGACUCGGGCCACUCUUAAGCACCUGUUCGGCUGCGAUAUCCCCAGCGCUCCUAAGGGCAAGACCUUGACCGCGGAGGAGACAAAGCGCUUCCACGCCAUGUGGCCCUGCGGCGAGCAUGAAGCUAGAAAGAGGCUAGACAAGUUCUGUGACGAAAGAAUUGGAGAAUAUGAUGACAAGAGAAAUAUCCCGUCGCACGCGGGCACAUCGAACAUAUCCGUCCACCUAGCUGCUGGCACGAUUAGCGCGCGUACUUGUGUGCGCGUUGCUAGAGACCGAAACAAGUCUAAGAAGCUUGAUGGUGGUUUACAAGGCAUUCAAACAUGGGUCAGUGAAGUGGCCUGGCGCGACUUUUACCGCCAUGUUAUGGUCCGUUGGCCUCAGGUGUGUAUGAACAAACCGUUUAAACCAGAGUUUGCCAAUGUGGAAUGGGUUUACAAUGAAGAUCACUUCAAGGCCUGGUGCGAAGGCAAAACUGGCUAUCCUAUUGUUGAUGCUGCCAUGCGCCAGCUGAACCACACAGGAUACAUGCACAAUCGAUGCCGCAUGGUUGUGGCCUCAUUUCUUUCCAAAGAUCUCCUCUUGGAUUGGCGCAAAGGUGAACGAUACUUUAUGGAGAAUCUGAUUGACGGCGACGUUCCGAGUAACAGCGGUGGAUGGGGGUGGAGUGCUGGAGUUGGUGUAGAUCCCCAACCGUACUUUCGCAUCUUCAAUCCUUUGCGACAGAGCGAGCGAUUUGAUCCAGAUGGCGACUACAUUCGGAAAUGGGUCCCGGAACUCAAAGGCCUCACUAACAAAGAGAUUCAUGAGCCGUAUGGUAGAGGCGCUGGGGACAAGGCCAAGAAGAAUGGAUAUCCAAAGCCUGUUGUCGAGCAUGCCGCUGCGCGAAACCGCGCCUUGGCCGCCUACAAGGCUGCAACGACAAGUGACAUGUAAAUGGGAUGUCACUUUGUUGUUAUGUAUUCACUACAAAUGGAAGCUGGUUUGCGAUUUUUUACACAUUGCACAAUCACGUAAAAGCAUGUCUGACCCGUAUCUGUACCAUGGCGAGAAAGCUUAACCGCCACGGCUUUUUAAAAGGCCAAGAGUUCAUCUGCGGCUUGAAGGCUAUCAGAGCAGCCUCAGACUCCUUGCAAAAGAAGUAGAUGGAUCAGCAAAUCUGAUCCCAUGCAGAGGAGCUUUGCUAGCCGGGGACGCAUUAUUGCUGUACGUCAAAAGUUUCAUAGAAAAACAACUGGUAUAUCACAUCGGAUCCUGUGAGAACAGAGUUUUUGGAAGUAUUUGGUUUCGAAAUCGAGCCAAGACGCCUCGAAUUGGGUGAAUUGCUAUAAUGCAUGCCAACUCUCUAGUUCCGUUAAUGCUAUCCUUCCCGAACCAAUCCCUGUACAUCAUUAUAAAAAAGGCCAGUCAUUGCUGAGCUCAUGGUUGACUUCGGCUUAUGUCGCAUAAAAAGACGGUCGUCCGGCGUCGCAAAUCGUAAAACCCUUUCAACUUUUUUUGACUUUCGAUUUUUCGGUCGUGGUCGUUUGGUAUAUCAACCUCGUCAACUUUUUGUUUAUCAUUUCAUCCGCUGCUCACUCAACCCCUCUCGCCUCUCCAUUUAUCGCUGGGCGCUCCAGACGCUCUUGAGGAGACCGUCACGCUGAGCAAGGCGGUUCAUGGCAUCGUCGGACUCGCCCAUGGCGCGGACGAAGCCGCAAAGGGCGUAGACGUGGUUCUCGCCGGUGACAGCGCGGCCGUUCUCGUCGACCUUGGCGAUGUUGAUCUGGACAGAGCCGUGGUCCUUGGCCUUGAUGAUGCGGUUGGUGGCGCUGCACUUGCGGGGGACGUAACUGUUAAAAGACAAAACCUGGUUAGCAUGUCCAUUGUUCGGGUUGCCGGUCUCGAGGUCUCGAUUUUUCGGUAUUUUCGGGGUCUCUGCUUACAGGUCGACAAUCUCUCCGCGGUCGUUCUCCAUUUUGGCGGUAUGUGGUGGGUUGUUGUGGGAAAAGGUGAAGAGUAAAUUUGGUUGCAGUCGUGAUGUUCCGCAAAAUGGGUGUAGCGAGCCCUGCCUUCAAAAUUUGGCCCAGAC
Messenger RNA from [Torrubiella] hemipterigena, 3419 nucleotides. NCBI's taxonomy places the organism in Eukaryota, Fungi, Ascomycota, Sordariomycetes, Hypocreales, Clavicipitaceae. The record is from the annotation of a GenBank genome assembly.